This is a messenger RNA of Apis mellifera (honey bee), 4106 nucleotides long. It is a transcript of the gene BNIP3, whose product is annotated as BCL2/adenovirus E1B 19 kDa protein-interacting protein 3. The coding region runs from base 148 to 693 and encodes 181 amino acids. Gene Ontology annotation, biological process: mitochondrial outer membrane permeabilization; positive regulation of apoptotic process. Gene Ontology annotation, cellular component: nucleus; mitochondrial envelope; mitochondrial outer membrane. NCBI's taxonomy places the organism in Eukaryota, Metazoa, Arthropoda, Insecta, Hymenoptera, Apidae. The transcript has 4 exons. The record is from RefSeq and is a predicted model, not a curated record.
AAGCACAGUCGCGCGUCUCAUCGAGCAUUUUACCACGGUACGUCGUUGCGAAUGCGUCGUUUCUUCAUAACGUAUUUUACGAAAGUGUCAGUUGUCUAUUCAAUCGUGUGUGCAUUAUUAGCUUUUAAGUGAUUAAGUGUGUGGAUUAUGAUGGCAUCCACUGUAAAAUUCACUUCGGAUGAGAGUUUGGGUGAAUCUUGGGUGGAAUUGAAUCCAGUUCCCGACAGGAUAACACCGUUACCGUUUAGUAGCGGAGGUGAAGAAUAUCUUCGAUUGCUUAGAGAAGCGCAAAGAGAUUCUUUGCCCUCGUCCGCUAGGCAUUCUUUGGCAUCUUCCCGUCGAGGCACACCAAGGGAUAGCCCGAAGAGUCCACCUAACAGUCCAAACACGGAACUAUCAACCGAGGAUGAACUCAAGGGAGUUUAUAUAAAUUAUUGCUGCAACAAGGAAUACGAAUCACUUUCCAAUAAUAACACCUCGUUUCAUAAAUUCGAUACAAUGUUAAGAGAAAAUUAUAUCGUCCCAUUCAUCAUAUCGGAUCGUUGCUCUAUUUUUCUCGUGACGCAUGCCCAAUCGAAGCACCUCAAAGGAGAGGAGAGAGAGACCCAUGCAACUGGUUUUAUCGAACGAGACAAAAGCUCGAGGGGGCCACACUUUCCAUGCAAGGUCUACGGAUCACUGACUCCACUCUGACGGCACGCCUCUUCUAGUAUUCACUGUAGGUCAUGGAACACGCGAGGAGGCAUUUCUACGCGUAUUAGUUCCCGCAUGCUUCUGGUGGGCGUGGAAUGUCCAGUUUUUAAACCGAUAAAUAUAACGUGGCAGAAAUUGGGAAUUCACGUCGAUUGUUGUUCAACACAUCCGUUAUCUAUGGAACGAUUUGGUGGCUUGGUGGCUCAUUCAAGCUUUGUGUAUUUAACCGAUAUGAAAAUCAAUACUCCUAUAUUUAAAUCAGGCUGAUAAUUGUAUCAGGAUCUUUAUUUAUCCAUGGUUUAUCUGUCCACGGUUUUUAUUUAUCCCUCCUAAUGGAAUGUUGUUUUUUUUUUUUUUUAUUUCAACUCCAUCCUCGUUAGUUGGAAAUUAUCAUUAAUUUGUUAACUCGUUGAGUAAAAGUUAUCGGUAGAAAAGCAAUAUCGCAAAACGAUAUCGAGGAUGAAAAUAAAUAACGACAAAGACAAUUAUACAGAGGUGGAAUGAGUAAUGAUAACGUGGCGCGAAGAGGCGAGCAUUUUCCAUGAGUCAGUUGCUCAGAGCCGUAAUGUUUUCACUACGUGUUUUCAACAAGCUUCUUUGUGUCCCCCGCCAAUCUUUGUCAAAGCAAGGUCUUUGGAAAGCUAAGCGUCGCUGAGUCUUCUUUGAGAUUCUUUCGUUUCUCGUUUCAACCGCUUAGAUAAUGCAUUAAAAAUAGAAUAUCUUAAGGAGUUUCUGUUUCCCUGUCGUUUCCACUCCGUCCACUUUAUCUCCGAUGCGACGAUACUCUUUUCUUUUUUCACAUUGCAACGAUGUCGAUUCAUUCCACGUUCCUCGCGCCUCCUCGCCCUUUUAUUUUUAACCGAACCCAUUAAAUAAACGCGAGGGAGGGAUUGAAUCGAUGAACGACCUUGAAUAUUCGAACGAAAUUCGAAGAAGAAAGAAAAAGGAGAGAGGGGGAAGGAGGAAUAGAAAAAAAAAUCAUAAAAAAAAUAAAGGUUAGUUCCGCGUCAACGAAUCAGACGCUUGAUACGCUAGCUACGCAUUACAUAUUCGUAAUCAUAGACGCGCAUUUGCGCUAUGUUACGCCUCGUAAUCCACUUACCGAUCAAGGAUACCUGGAUUCGCAGCUAUAGUUUCGCAACUACAUAUGUACAUACUUUAUGUACAUUUUCUACAUAGGAGGAACCUUGAUAAACUUUAGUCGAGUGUCGUUCGAUCGAUCCCGAUUGUCCCGGGAAUGUGGAGAAAGAUUCGAGAAAUGAGCCAAACCGAGAAAGUAAUUCGAAUCGAAUCGAUGGAUAAACAACAAGGGAAGGGAUAAACAAGUUUCGUUUGCAUUUACCAAAGGAAGAAACUUAUACACACGUUGGAGUGUGUAUAAAUUUCAUACUGUGGUAGUUCGUUCACCUGAGUUAGUGUUUAUCGGUGUUACGGCGCAUAUAUACACCUCCGUUACGGAGGACAGAUCACGCGAUCGUGAACGAGCGAAUCGCUGCUCUCUACGUUUACGCUUAGGUCUUUUUCAUACAAUAAGAUUUGCUUCAUUAAGUUUAAAUCAUGCGUACCGUAUAUAGAAACUCGAUAAAAUGUUUCGGACAAUCACGAUAUUUAUAUUCUGCAUGUUUAUACAGUUGACGAAUCACGAAUGCUUUUUAAUGAUAUCUUUUAGAAAUGAUUUUGAAAAUGAUGACAAUCUUGAAAAACUCGAGAUGAUAUUUUUCAAUUAUAGAAUUUUCAAUAGCCAUCGAUAUUAUCUUAGAUUCUUAUAAAAUUUUUGGGAUAACAUAUACAAGGUUGAAUACAUCGAAGAUACGAACUGUCGAUAUUGCCAUCGAUGUUUAAGCUUUCUACAUCUUCAUCGUGUCUCAUACAAAUCUACGAUACAAGUUAUCGAAAGAGUUCUUACACUUUUCUCAUCUCGAGCAAAAACCGGUCCUCUGCUCGAUUCGCAUUCGAGAAACGGGUACGAUUCGAGUUGAUGGAGAAGAAGAAAAGGAGAAAGAAGGGUAAAUAUAUAUAUAUACUUUGAUACAUUGCGCUUGUGCAGAAUUAAAUCGGUCGGCCGUUAUACUCAUUCCAAAAGCAUUCAUGCAGUUACGUGGAAUGUGAUCCAGGUAUAAGAUGAUUAUGCGUUAUUAGGCAACAUGUUAACGAUGAUUAAUUAUUGUAUGUGGAAUUAUAUGCAUAUAUUUAUGUAGUAAUAUGUAUGAAGAAUACGAAAAAAAUAGUUGACAAAUUAUACAUUUCAAUUUUUACAGGAGAAUUUAAAUUGGAUAUAUCAUUUUGGAAUUUGUCAAGUUUUUCAAGUUUUUUGUCGAUGAAAGAUAGAAAAGCAAUAAGAAUAAAUUCCAAAAAUAUAAUUCCAAAUCUGUGUCAAGGUCCCAAGAUCCGAUAUUACAAUUUAAAAAUUUCACAAUUCAAAAUUUGAAUUGAAUUUCGAAGAUUUGAACUUUUGCGCGAUUAACGAAGAGAUAGAAAGUCUGUUUAUUUGCGUCGCAAAUUCUCGAGAAAUUUAAUAUAGAAACGUGGCGUGAAAUAGAGAGAUUAAAAUUUCUUUCCUGUUUGUUACAUGAGCAACUGUGCAUGUGUAUUUUACUUUCAACCCAUUUCAAAGAGGAAAUUACAUUUCCGAGUAUAAUUCCGCGAGUCGCCUUCUAAAUCGUGCAAAAAAUUUAUCUGCAAUUACUUUAUAAAAAGGAUUACUUUGUAAGGAUGGAUUCUCCGAUUAUUUAAUAAUUAAUAGUAAGUACAUUUCGCGUGUUCAAUAGGCGAGUGUUAGUUUCAGCAUACCAAUUCGGGUGCUCAACUAUGCGCACGCGUUCUAUGCCGGUAGUUUAUUUAUAUUUCUAUUCUCAUUUAUUCUGCACGAAAAGCAUCGCUGCCUAAAAUCCAUCUCUUCUCGCGUGUAUUCCAUUUCGCAAAAUAGCGAAAUAGCUACCACGUUUGGAUUACCAAAUGAUUUUAUCGAGAUUGUGCAAUCAUUCAUAGACUUUUACAGUUUUCGCCGAGUAAUUAAUUCUUAAUUAAACAGAGAAUUAAAUUUCGAUUCGAUCUCUGCGAGAUUACUCGAGAUUGUUUUCAAAAAGAUUGCCAUUAAACGUCGAGUCGAUAUAAAUCAUGCGUUAAUCGUUCCAAUCGUUAUUUUCCAUUUUAUUCUCUCGAAUAAUCAAAAUAUAUCGAAUAAAAGAGCGUUCAUCGCUUAUCUCUUUAUUAUGAUACAUCAAUUCAGCGAACUCGAAUCUUGAGAUGGAAUAGAUAGAUUAGAAAAUAAAUGAUCGAUUUCGAGGUUAGAAAUGAAGCGAUUAUAUAGAAAUGAAUUAUUGCGUUUAUUUCCUUCAGAGUUUUCUGAAUCAUUGAUUCAUUCUUCUCUGGUAACAAGCGGCUAUAAAAUAAGAAAAAAAAAAAAAAAAAAA